AUGGGUGAUCACGCUUCCACUACCAACUCCAAUGAGACCGCCUUCGCGGACAAGGGUAAGGGCAAGGCCCAGGACCCUACCCAGGACCAGAACAUGGAGUCCGAGAGCGAGUCCGAAUCUGAGCCCGAGCUGCCCGACAAUGACGAGGAUGACGACGAUGCGGGCGACCUCGAGCCCAUCUCCCAAGAGAACAUCAUCUCCAGUGGCCGUCGCACACGCGGCAAGCAGAUCAACUGGGACAAGGUCAACGCAGACGCCAUGGAUGACGAGGAGGAUGAUGAUGAGGACUACAAAGGCGCCGGUGACGAUAACGACGACCAGAUGCGCGACUAA
Molecule: messenger RNA, 333 nt
Organism: Penicillium atrosanguineum
Lineage: Eukaryota; Fungi; Ascomycota; Eurotiomycetes; Eurotiales; Aspergillaceae
Product: histone H2A.Z-specific chaperone CHZ1
Exons: 3
Coding region: 1-333 (110 amino acids)
Source: RefSeq, a predicted model, not a curated record